GGGAUGAAUAAAUCCGGAUCUCGGUCGGCUUGCUCGCUUCCCCCUGAGCCGGUGGAGAUUCUCCGAAGCAAGGCGUGUUCCCGCCGUGUGAGGCUCAAUGUCGGUGGUCUUGUGCACGAGGCUCUAUGGAGAACGCUGGACAGGUUACCCCGAACCAGAUUGGGUAAACUGCGAGACUGCAAUACUCAUGAUUCCAUAAUGGAGAUAUGCGACGAUUACAAUUUGGAGCAGAACGAAUACUUCUUUGACAGACACCCGGGGGCAUUCACUUCAAUUCUCAAUUUUUACCGCACCGGAAAGUUACACAUGAUGGAGGAAAUGUGUGCUUUGUCUUUCAGUCAAGAACUGGACUUCUGGGGAAUCGACGAGAUUUACCUGGAGUCCUGUUGCCAAGCUCGCUAUCAUCAGAAAAAAGAACAAAUGAACGAGGAGCUUAAACGCGAAGCCGAGACUUUGAGGGACAGAGAAGGAGAGGAAUUUGACGCCUCGUGUUGUACGGAGAAGCGAAGGAAACUUUGGGAUCUCCUGGAGAAGCCAAGUUCAUCACUUGCAGCGAAAGUCCUGGCCAUCAUCUCCAUCCUGUUCAUUGUGCUGUCGACCAUUGCCUUGUCCCUGAACACACUUCCGGAGCUGCAGGACACAGACGAGUUUGGGCAGAGUGCAGACAACCCCCAGCUAGCCCAUGUGGAGGCAGUGUGCAUCGCCUGGUUCACCAUGGAGUACCUGCUGCGCUUCCUCUCCUCGCCCAACAAGUGGAAGUUCUUCAAGGGCCCCCUGAACGUCAUCGACCUGCUGGCCAUCUUGCCCUACUACGUCACCAUCUUCCUGACCGAAUCCAACAAGAGCGUGCUGCAGUUCCAGAACGUGCGGCGGGUGGUGCAGAUCUUCCGCAUCAUGAGGAUACUCAGGAUUCUCAAGCUCGCUCGCCACUCCACGGGCCUGCAGUCCCUGGGGUUCACCCUGCGGCGGAGCUACAACGAGCUGGGGCUCCUCAUCCUCUUCCUAGCCAUGGGCAUCAUGAUCUUCUCCAGCCUAGUCUUCUUUGCUGAGAAGGACGAGGAUGGCACCAAGUUCAAGAGCAUCCCAGCCUCUUUUUGGUGGGCCACUAUUACCAUGACCACAGUGGGCUACGGGGACAUCUACCCAAAGACCCUUCUGGGGAAGAUUGUGGGGGGACUGUGCUGUAUUGCCGGGGUACUGGUGAUCGCCCUGCCCAUCCCCAUCAUUGUCAACAACUUCUCUGAAUUCUACAAGGAGCAGAAGAGACAGGAGAAAGCCAUCAAGCGAAGGGAGGCCUUGGAAAGGGCCAAAAGGAAUGGCAGCAUCGUGUCCAUGAACAUAAAGGAUGCAUUUGUCCGCAGCGUGGAGCUCAUGGACGUGGUGGUGGCAAAAAGCGGUGAAAACACUGAGAGUGCGGGGAAGGUUCAGGACAACCACCUGUCCCCCUCCCGUUGGAAGUGGGCGGCAAAGCAGGUGGCCUUGGAGGCCAGCACUAUAGAUGCAAAGGAGCCAGUCUCACCAAGCAAGGCCCAGCUCUCGAGCCCGCAGCAACUCAAUGUGCAAACACUGGAGGAGAUUUACAAUAAGAUGUCCAAGUCUCAGUCCCAUCCAAACCUCAACAGCAAAGACCCCUCCAAGGCAACAAACAAGAUGGAAGAGAUAGAGAUGGACAGCAUGCCGGGGCCUACAGGCCCACUGCUAGCCACACCCGGGGGCGUAACAGACAUGAGGAGCAUGUCCAGUUUAGACAGCUUCAUCAGCUGUGCCACAGACUUCCCCGAAAGCACCCGCUACACACACAGCCCGGCCACCAGCCACCCUGGGCGGGUCAGUACCAGUCCCGCACUGGAGACCACCCUGGAGCAUGAGCCCAUGUUGACUGCAUGUGAUACUUCAAAGCAAGGCUCCACCUUGGAGACUGGCAACAAGCCUGGGGGCUCCUCACGAUUCAGCAACCUGCUGAAGUCGCGCGCCUUUAAGGCUAAGCUCCGGGGAGUGGCAGCCAGCCAGUCCUCCUCUGGGCAAGGGGGAGGAAACAUCGGUCUCUCUGACAUCGCCGCCUUCUCUGACCACUCCCUCCUGAGCCCAGAGGCAUCUGUCUACACCACGGCCAGCAGCAGGACCCCGCCCAGAUCCCCGGAGAGACUGACACCUGCCAUCUUCACCUUCCACGAUGCAUCGAUCAGCAAGUAUAUUGACGCUGACACAGACGAUGAAGAGCAUCUGCAUGAUGGUGCUGACACCAGCCCUUCCAAGCGUCUUCUUAGAAACACCAGCCCCAAGUUCAGUGUCAACGCCGGCCAUCAGCGGGGUGCAAACCACCUGGAGGUGGCCCAGAAGAUGCUGGGUCAGAACUGCAUGUUUCCACUGGACGCCCGGCCAGGUGGUGGGCAGGAGAACCACAUGAGCCAGGGUGAGAGAAAUCCAUCCAGCCGCUACCGGGACAGAAUCUGA
This is a messenger RNA of Conger conger (European conger), 2454 nucleotides long. RefSeq names its product potassium voltage-gated channel subfamily B member 1-like. The record is from RefSeq and is a predicted model, not a curated record. Lineage: Eukaryota; Metazoa; Chordata; Actinopteri; Anguilliformes; Congridae. Gene Ontology annotation, molecular function: protein binding; delayed rectifier potassium channel activity. Gene Ontology annotation, cellular component: voltage-gated potassium channel complex; membrane. The transcript is spliced from 2 exons. Bases 4 to 2454 code for a protein of 816 amino acids. Gene Ontology annotation, biological process: potassium ion transmembrane transport; protein homooligomerization.